UGCAUGGUCUGAUAUCCGUGUCCGUAUUUCACCUGCGCACCGGAGUGCAGAAGUCAGACACCGACAACUUGGUCAGAGUUGAAUCCGCUUACAGGGACGAUGACAGGGAAUCACUGGGGAUAUGGAAAAGAGGACGGUCCUUCAGUGUGGCACAAAAACUACCCCGUUGCCCAGGGGGACCGGCAGUCUCCCAUUGAUGUUGUCCCUCAUCAGGCUUCACAUGACCCCAGUCUGGGUCCGAUUGUCCUGAACUACGAUCAGUGUACCUCCAUCAAAAUCACCAACAAUGGACACGCCGUUGUUGUGGAGUUUGAGGACUCGGAUGACCGCUCAGUGAUCCGGGGAGGCCCUCUUGACAACCCCUACAGGCUGAAACAGUUUCACUUCCACUGGGGCGGAAAGGGCUGUCAUGGCUCUGAACACACUGUCGCAGGAAAUGGCUAUGCUUCUGAGCUUCAUUUGGUACACUGGAAUGCUGUCAAGUACAAGACGUUUGGGGAGGCGGCAACAGCUCCUGACGGCCUCGCUGUCCUCGGCAUCUUUUUGGAAACAGGUGACAACCAUAGAUGGCUCCACAUGAUAACGGACGCUCUGUUCACAGUGAAGUUUAAGGGCAGUGUUGCAGAUUUCAAAGGUUUCAACCCAAAGUGCCUCCUGCCCAGCAGCCUCCACUACUGGACCUACCUGGGAUCACUGACCACACCCCCUCUGCAUGAGAGCGUCAUUUGGAUCAUCGUGAAGGAGCCAAUCACAGUGUCGGAAAAACAGCUGGGCAAGUUAAGAACGCUUUUGUGCACCGGAGAGGAAGAGGAUCAGAGGACCCGCAUGGAAAACAACUUCAGGCCUCCCCAGCUUCUCAAAGGCAGGAAAGUGCGUUCCUCCAAUUAAUGUGACCCCCCCCCCCCCCCCCCCCAGAGA
Messenger RNA from Anarrhichthys ocellatus (wolf-eel), 918 nucleotides. It is a transcript of the gene ca7, whose product is annotated as carbonic anhydrase VII. The record is from RefSeq and is a predicted model, not a curated record. The coding region runs from base 100 to 888 and encodes 262 amino acids. The transcript has 7 exons. Gene Ontology annotation, molecular function: carbonate dehydratase activity; zinc ion binding. Gene Ontology annotation, biological process: regulation of intracellular pH. NCBI's taxonomy places the organism in Eukaryota, Metazoa, Chordata, Actinopteri, Perciformes, Anarhichadidae. Gene Ontology annotation, cellular component: cytoplasm.